Messenger RNA from Aphidius gifuensis, 712 nucleotides. RefSeq lists its product as uncharacterized. The record is from RefSeq and is a predicted model, not a curated record. NCBI's taxonomy places the organism in Eukaryota, Metazoa, Arthropoda, Insecta, Hymenoptera, Braconidae. The transcript has 2 exons. Bases 200 to 541 code for a protein of 113 amino acids.
CCUGUUUUUCCCUUCUCCCACAAAAUAUUAACCAAUCAAAACGUUCCCCCACUCUUAGUGAAAAGAGGAAAGGGAACUUUUUCGUUGGUGGGGGACCUGAGAUUUAGUAUAUAUUCUCGUGCACAGAGACUAAGCAUCACUCAUCGUUCAGUCCAUCAGCUGUAGUGCGCCCAGUCUUAGAAACCAACAAAUAUUAAAAAUGGGUUUUGCAAAAGCAAAAAAACUUCAAAAAGCUAACGAACGCAAAUCAUUAAAAGAUUUUAAGAGAAAAGUAGUUUAUAAAAUUACUAAAGUAGCGAGAUUUCCAACAUCAAAGUAUGGUCCAGCACUAACAGUUGAAAUCAACAAUGAAAAUUAUGCAUAUCUACCAAAAAGAUUUGCUACACAUUUCAAUCAAGAUGAUCAAGAAUUUAAGGAGCUAGAAAAUGCUGUCAAGAAAGGAACACUAACCAUGGUUCUUGAUGGUGAAAAUAACCAAGAUGUAAUAUUAGAUGAUAGUACAUAUGAUCUACGUGAUUUCGAUGAUGAUGAGGAAAUGUGAAUAAAUAAAUAAAUAAAUAAAUACACUAAAUCAAAUUAUUUUCGUUUGUUUUUAUUUAAUUAAAACCAUAGGUUACAAUUAAUUUAUGUUAACUUAUGUACUAUUCCACUUAUUGGUCUAUAUUCAAUUAUUUUAUCAUGUAAAAUUAAGCAAUAUGCUGUCGUUCCUUGA